UGCGUGGGGCUGGGGUGGAGGGCGGGACAGAGGGGCUGGGCCGAGGCGAAGCUACUGUCGCUUCUGCAGCGGAGGCCGAGGCCGGGACCUAAGCUGGGCCGGGGAGUGCCGGUCGCGGAGGAGCAGGAGGCGAGGUCUGCCGGAGCUUCGAGCCCCCGCUGCUCUGCCGCGCGGUGACCCCGCGCCCGGGCGCCGUCCGACCCGUGGCUGUUCCCGAGGCGGUUGGUGGGGGCGCGGCGGCAGCGGUUGGGGGUGGGGAGAGGCGCGGCGAGGAGAAGAGAGAGGUCAGUGAGUUUGAGGGAGGACUGAGAGCCUUGCCGCCGUCAUGUCCGAGGACUCGAGCGCCCUGCCCUGGUCCAUCAACAGGGACGAUUACGAGCUGCAGGAGGUGAUCGGGAGUGGAGCAACGGCUGUGGUCCAAGCAGCGUAUUGUGCCCCUAAAAAGGAGAAAGUGGCAAUCAAACGGAUAAACCUUGAGAAAUGUCAAACUAGCAUGGAUGAACUCCUGAAAGAAAUUCAAGCCAUGAGUCAGUGCCAUCAUCCUAAUAUUGUGUCUUACUACACAUCUUUUGUGGUAAAAGAUGAGCUGUGGCUAGUCAUGAAGCUGCUAAGUGGAGGUUCUGUUCUGGAUAUUAUUAAGCACAUUGUGGCAAAGGGAGAACACAAAAGUGGAGUCCUAGAUGAACCUACCAUUGCAACAAUACUCAGAGAAGUGCUGGAAGGAUUGGAAUACUUACAUAAAAAUGGACAGAUUCACAGAGAUGUGAAAGCUGGAAAUAUUCUUCUGGGAGAAGAUGGCUCAGUACAGAUUGCAGAUUUUGGAGUUAGUGCUUUUUUAGCAACUGGUGGUGAUAUUACCCGAAAUAAAGUGAGAAAGACCUUUGUUGGAACCCCUUGCUGGAUGGCACCUGAAGUUAUGGAACAGGUCCGAGGUUAUGAUUUCAAAGCUGACAUCUGGAGUUUUGGGAUCACAGCAAUUGAACUGGCCACAGGAGCAGCUCCUUAUCAUAAAUAUCCGCCAAUGAAGGUUUUAAUGCUGACGCUGCAGAAUGAUCCUCCUUCUUUGGAAACUGGUGUUCAAGAUAAAGAAAUGCUAAAAAAAUAUGGAAAAUCAUUUAGAAAAAUGAUUUCAUUGUGCCUUCAAAAGGAUCCAGAAAAAAGACCAACAGCAGCAGAACUGUUAAGGCACAAAUUUUUCCAAAAAGCAAAGAAUAAAGAAUUUCUUCAAGAAAAACUAUUGCAGAGAGCUCCAACCAUUUCUGAAAGAGCUAAAAAGGUUCGGAGAGUACCAGGUUCCAGUGGCCGUCUUCAUAAGACAGAGGAUGGUGGCUGGGAGUGGAGUGAUGAUGAAUUUGAUGAAGAAAGUGAGGAAGGGAAAGCAGCAAUUUCACAACUCAGGUCUCCCCGAGUGAAGGAAUCAUUAUCAAAUUCUGAGCUCUUUCCAGCAACUGAUCCCGUGGGUACUUUGCUCCAAGUUCCAGAACAGAUUUCCGCUCAUCUACCUCAGCCAGCUGGGCAGAUGCCUGCACAACCAACUCAAGUUUCCCUCCCACCCCCUGCAGAGCCAGCAAAAACAGCUCAGGCUCUGUCUUCAGGAGCAGGUUCACAAGAAACCAAGAUCCCAAUCAGUCUAGUACUAAGAUUAAGGAAUUCAAAAAAAGAACUAAAUGAUAUUCGAUUUGAAUUUACUCCUGGGAGAGAUACAGCAGAGGGUGUGUCUCAGGAACUCAUUUCUGCUGGCCUGGUCGACGGAAGAGAUUUAGUAAUAGUGGCAGCUAAUUUGCAGAAAAUUGUGGAAGAACCUCAGUCAAAUCGAUCUGUCACUUUCAAACUGGCAUCUGGUGUCGAAGGCUCAGAUAUUCCUGAUGACGGUAAACUAAUAGGAUUUGCCCAACUCAGCAUCAGCUAAACCACAGCCCUGGAAAAGGCAGCCUGAGGAGAUUCCACACGUGUGUAUCUCUGUUGCUUCUGUUGGCCUAAACCCACUACUGCCAAAGAACCCAGCAACAAACCUCCCAGCUAGCAGCUUUAGAGGUCUUUCUUUAUGUUCUUCCUGCCAUCAUUCCCCCUUUUCCCCACACGGAAAGAAAAGUUGGAUCACCAGUGGACAGCAUCCCUUCAAAGAGUUCCGUUAGUAAACUUACUGCACGUUCCCUCUCUUCCUCCAUCUGAGAAGUGGCCCAUGUGCCUCAAGGCCCAGGAGGGAGAUCUGUCAGCUCAUCUUGCCUUACUCCAAUGAUGGCGCUGGGUGGAAAGUAGCAGCUAUAUUGGGCUUCCUCAUUCUGCCUGUUCUCCCACACCUGAGAGGCUGUGGGCAUCUUGGGAUAGCUCUUUACCACUGAAGUAGCAAUUAAAAGUUGAUUAUUCAGCUGGAGCCCAGAGAAUUUAAUUUAGUGAUUUUUUUUUUUUUUUUUUUUUUUGGUAUCUGAUGUGAAUUCUAGGAACCUUUGUUAGGAAAAAGCACAGCCUCAGCUGGAGGCAGCCUAAACUGUGUUCUUGUUUUGUUCAUGAUGUUUCUAAGCGUUUUGCUGAAGCUGCUCUCAGGCACCCCUCUUCAUUACUCCCUCCAGAAAGGGUUGCUAGCCUUAACUUCAGCUGGUGCAAAACAUCUGACUGGAGUCGAACUUCAGCCAUCGGAUCCUUCAAAGUGGAACUUUGGACUGUUUUUAGAGAAAACAUCAAGUAAAAGUGUAAAAGUGGCUUGUAAAAGUGAAUUUUCCCAGCAGUGGUUUUUGAACAGGAGAAAUCGUAACUCAUAUCAUUUUGGAAGUAUUUAUUUUCAAAUCUUAAAAAAUUAAAUUGAAGAAGAAACUGCUCCUUGAUCCUCCCUUGGAAAUCAAUUUGCCUGGCCUCCAAGUCAUGAGGAAAUGCAAGGCUGAGAUUUCUGCAGCAAUAAAGGAGACUCACACUGGGCCGGGAGGUCUGCCUUCUGCCCCCUCUCCUGCACUGACCCUUUGGAGGGGGUCCACACUUCUGUGUGCUGAACCUGACCCAAGACGGAAAGUGAAACCACACGUGCCGUGACUUUUAGGAUUUAUGAGUAGACACUGUUCAUUUGAUUUUCUACAGAAAUAAUAUAAAUUAUUCUUUAGGUUUAAAAAAGAGCACUCAUAAUGCAAUAUGUGAAUAAUCAGUGGGGUUGAUUUUUUUUUCCUACUGUUUCACAGUCAGCCUUUGUCUAAUUGUAGGUAGCCCUAACAUUUUGUGUAUGAAAGGGAUACUGCCUUUGUCUAACUGCAAAUAGCCCUAACAAAUUUUGUGUAUGAAAGGGAUACUCAAUCUGGCCUUAAGACAACACACAAAGAUGGGUUUUGGCCCCAUGGAAAAGGGAGAGUUCCCUCCUAGAGAAUCAUUCGAGCCCUUUCCAGUGUUGUUGGUCUGUGAAUAACAAGAUUGCUUUAUCUAAUUUUCUCUUGGAGCAUCUCUGAAAGCUUUGCCCACAACUGACUUGUCACAGUUUUUGUUUCAUUCUGAGCUUGUAGUUUUAGUCAUGGGCUGUCUUCACCUGCCCUGGAUGCAAAGGCAUGUUGGGAAAGGGAUAGAUGUUGGGGAGGAAGAGAGGGAGUGGGGAUUGGGAACAAAGUAGAUUAGAGGCACAGACACCAAAGUCCAUGGUCCCAGCAGGAUUGGUAAAAGGAGGGAGCCUGCUGAACCUGGAGAGAGAAAAGAUUGAUCAGCUUGCUGAAAAAAUAUUUAGCUUUUUUUUUUUUUUGGAGGGGGGUUGGGGGGGAAUGUGGACAAGGAGGUAGGAAUAAGGUAUGAAAAAGAGACAGUGUCCCCUUUGGCACAAGACUAAUAGCUUACCUUAGAGUCUUUUUGGUUUCAAACAAGCCCAUCAUGAUCUACUUAUUUCUGAGUCCAAGGGGUGUUGGCAUCACUCUAUUCUAGCGUUCUGUGUGGAGGUGGUCUGUAGCCCAGGCUGGGAGGAAGCAGCAGCCCAUCCUCCUGUUGAGUUUCUCCAGCUGUCUAUUACGUUUGAACUGCAGUGGGACAAGCAUGACGAUAGAAAUGGGCUUGGGCUUUCUCUUUCUUUUUAGUUCAUUUUUUGCCCUGCUGGGAAUUAGGAGUCAGACACCAAGCCCCAGGACAGUGUUAUUUCUUCUGCAUGAUGAAUGGUGGACUCCCUUUGCUGACUUGUGCAGUGAUGCUGAGAAAAUAAGUGAACAGAAACUUCCCAGGUGGGACAGCACGUGACCUAUUGAGCACCCUCGCUCCUUUCCAGGAGUGGUGGUUCGGGGUGCACCUGUGUCCCUGGGUCCCCAGGAUUCCCUGGUCCCUGGGGCAGGGACUAACUUAGCAGGUAACAUGUGCCAAUGCUAUUUGUGAAAUGUAUGGUCUUUCUAAAUGACUAAUGGAUUUAUUUGGGUUUUUUGCUUAAGUGUUGAACCAAAUUCUAGAGCCAGCUGAUACUAUUUAAUAAUCUGGAAGAUAGAAUAAUGGUGUAUCAAUAAAUGGAGGUUUCUCCUUAUGAUGUAUGCUAGAUUAUGGAAGAUGUAAAAUAUUUGACUCCCCCCCUUUUUUGACUUUGUAUUUUGCUGCAUGUUUCCUUCAUUUUUAAUCAAUAAAGAGUAAAUUGUC
Equus quagga is the source of this 4578-nucleotide messenger RNA. RefSeq names its product oxidative stress responsive kinase 1 (gene OXSR1). Gene Ontology annotation, biological process: protein phosphorylation. The transcript is spliced from 18 exons. The record is from RefSeq and is a predicted model, not a curated record. Gene Ontology annotation, molecular function: protein serine/threonine kinase activity; ATP binding. Bases 326 to 1909 code for a protein of 527 amino acids. Lineage: Eukaryota; Metazoa; Chordata; Mammalia; Perissodactyla; Equidae.